Peronospora matthiolae is the source of this 444-nucleotide messenger RNA. The record is from the annotation of a GenBank genome assembly. NCBI's taxonomy places the organism in Eukaryota, Oomycota, Peronosporomycetes, Peronosporales, Peronosporaceae.
AUGGUUAACAGUCCGUGCGGUGCGCGAACAAGGCCGCUGAGAGCGCGUCCGCACGUCUCUGUGCGGACGCCGAAGCAGAAACCACAGCAACUGAUGUCUCAUCGGUUGCUGAAGCGACUCAGCCUGUGUCAACUGGUGAUGAAGGCGCUAGUCAUGAAGACACUCAUGUCUUCACAGAGUAUGAGAUCGGUGUCUCAUGCUCUCCUGAUACGGAAGAGGGAUUCUGUAUCGAAGGCGGUUGAAACCAAGCCGCCUGCCAAGCGUGGCAUGGAUGAUGCUACGCGUCGUAGCAUCUUUGAUUCAUCUGACGAAUCAGAUGAACCAUCGCCAAAGCGAAAGCGCUCGAGGUCACGAGACUCGGGCGCUCACAGUGGUAUCGGUUCUCCUAUUGACACCACUUCGCAGCGAGGUGCCAGUACUUUUGUCGGCACGUCGCAGGAAUAG